AUGUUGUUGCUAUCAUUAACGGCAUGCUUCCGUGUGAGCGCAACGGGCAGGCAAUCGCAGAAUCCCAUUUGCAGUGGCAAGCUGCCGAUCACGUACCCAAAGGAUCCGACCAACACUGAGAUCCCGUACAAUCAUCUUGUCUCGACGCGCUGUUUGUGGGACAACUGCGCGAUGCGAUGGGAAUUCGGUGCCAGUUUCAGCUACACCAAGUUCAACUACUCCUCGGUUUCGCUGGAUAAGACAACCAUCAUCAACGCGGAUGACACGCUCACGGCCAGUCACCGUGACGAACGUCGGCUCGUAUGUUGGCAAGGAGACAGUCGUGCUGUUUCUCAUCCUUCCGUUCCGCAAAACCUUGGUGCCAGAGAUAAAGCUACUGAAGAGGUUCAAGAAGAUCGAGUUGCAACCGGGUUGUACCAUAAACGUGACAUUCUUACUGUCGGUGGAGGAUUGGGGCAUCUACAAACCGCAAAUAGGAUAUGGUCUAAACAGGAUCGUCGAGGACAGCAAAUAAGUCGUGGCAAUCAAGCCAGACACGUGGUGCAACCUGUACAAGAACAUCACGAACCCUCUUUGUGCCCCAUUUACUAUCAGUAUAGGCAAGAGUGCCGGCAACAUGAGCACUAG
Molecule: messenger RNA, 627 nt
Organism: Peronospora belbahrii
Lineage: Eukaryota; Oomycota; Peronosporomycetes; Peronosporales; Peronosporaceae
Source: the annotation of a GenBank genome assembly